Molecule: messenger RNA, 3972 nt
Organism: Piliocolobus tephrosceles (Ugandan red Colobus)
Lineage: Eukaryota; Metazoa; Chordata; Mammalia; Primates; Cercopithecidae
Gene: FAM110C
Product: family with sequence similarity 110 member C
Exons: 2
Coding region: 195-1160 (321 amino acids)
Biological process (GO): regulation of cell projection assembly; positive regulation of cell migration
Cellular component (GO): cell cortex
Molecular function (GO): alpha-tubulin binding
Source: RefSeq, a predicted model, not a curated record
GAGGGGCGGGAACUGGGGAGAUUCGCCAAUCGGUGCGGACUCCGGUUUUCCCCAACCCCAGGCCUGGGCAGCUGGGCACUGGGGCGCCGUUCGCCACCCGGCGCGGACUUCGGAACCGGCCCGAGGACUGACUGGCUCUGCCACUCCGCUUCUCCGCUGGACCCGGAGCCCCGGCCGGUCCAUUCCCCGCGAGGAUGCGCGCCCUGGCGGCCCUGAACGCGUCCCCGAGAGAGCGGCUCCUUCCCCGGGACACCGCGGCUCCCCGGGACCCCGACGCCGCGCGGCCGGCGCGCAGGAGCGCAGUGGAGAGGCUGGCGGCGGAUCGCGCCAAGUACGUGCGGGGACGGCCGGGGACUGGCCGGGGCGUCGCUUCCGAGGGCAGCGGCCCCGGGGCGAUCAAGGGCCCGGGGAACGACCCCGGGCCCCCGGCCCGCGCCCCCGCCCCGGUGUCCCGCAGGGCUAUUGCGCGGAAGCCGUUGAGACCCGACUCGCUGAUCAUCUACCGGCAGAAAUGCGAGUUCACGAGAGGAGCGGGCGCCGACGGCCCCAGGGCGAGCCUGGUGAAGAAGCUCUUCCAGGGGCCGGGGAAGGACAAGGCGCCGGUGCCCCGGACGGGAGACGAGGGCAAGACCCGGAACCCGGAGACCGUCCCGACCCAGCCUGGCGCUGCAGCGGACCUCGCGCCCCCCGAGACUCCAGCCUCAGCCGCGCGCUCCGCGGCGCCCUCGGGUGUCCCGGCCGCGCCCCCUGGCCCCGAGCCGCGGGUGGUGAGGCGUCGGGGGCUGCAGCGCUCGCAGUCGGACCUCAGCUCCCGCUACUCCGCUGCCUUGGCCGAGUCUGACACCUUCUUCCAGUACUGCGGCCUGGACCCCGAGGUGGUGGAGGCCCUGGGGAGGGAGAACUUCACCGCGGGGUCGGACCGUGUGACCCUCAAGGUGCGCAGCGUGAGCGUCGCCACCUCCGGCAGCGGCUUCUCCCGGCACAGCGGCGGCGACGACGACGGGCUGCAGGAGGAGGAGCUGAUUGAGCAGGUGCCCAGCACCACUUCGGUCAUCGAGAGGAACGCCCGCAUCAUCAAGUGGCUGUACACCUGCAAGAAGGCCACGGAGACCCCCAGCCAGGAGCAGAGCAGGACCCGAGGAAGCAAACCUUCCCGGUGAUGAAGACUUUUUGAAGGAUUUCGUGGGUGACUUGGGAUCCCAGGACCAUUUGGCCAGCGUGCCUAAGUGACCACAUGAUUGCUGUUUUACCAGGAAUACAGCAUCCCAUUGACAAAGCUUAAGGGCUCUGAGAAGGUUUAAAAUACUACAGAGAAUAUGGGAACACAGACCUUGAAAUUUAGCUGAGUAACAAGCUGAAGCUCUAAGAGGCAUUUUCCUUGUUUGAGGUGAAACUAGUGUUGCUUCCAGAGGGCAGCUGGAAACCGUAAAGCUGUUUGGAAAUCUUUUUGACUGACUUGCUGACAAAGAGGUGCUGUGAUGCAUUUUAACAAUAUCUAAGUUGAUUUUUUUUUAAUCAAGGAAAAUGAAAACCAAGCAUGAAUGCCAUGGUAUGUACCCCUUUUGACCAUCCUGGACUGACUAGCAUCAUUUAAAUCAAAGUAAUCACUAAAAGGCAUAUUCUGCUUCAAUUCUGUGACCAAAAAAGAGUAAACACACACACUCACACACGCUGACCCCAGUGGCCAGAGCAUUACUGCACUAUAAAUUAUAGUUAAUUCCCAACUAUACUACUGUUUGUCUUAUUUAACAAGUCAGAAAGCACUUUUAAAAUAACUUGAGGGCUACAAGGUCAUGCUAUUAAUGUCAUUCUCCAUUUGGGGUGUAGGCAUGUGGAAGUACCCAUUAAAAGAUAAGUUAGAGUUUAAAUACUGAUAAACAAAACCUUUUAUUGUAACUGGACAGUUUCUGGAGAGUUGGCAGAAGUAUCUUGGAGUUUCCUUUGGUCAGAUGAAUAUAACAUUUCACUUUUGCAGCACUAUUUAGAAUGUACUCCAUAGUUCUCUUGUUCCCAACUUCCAAAAAGAACAGAAAACUUUGGUUUACACGGACCACAGGCAUCUGAGGCAGGACCUCUUCACUGCCCUUUGAUCUGACUCACGCCUCCACAUAUGACAUAACCAACCCAAAUUUGACACCAAUUCACUCUUUUCUGCAAAGGACAUAUUUUGAAACAAGGGACAGCCUGAGGGUGGCUGGAAUGAGAAUGUUGAUGGGGGUUACUGGGUCCCUAAUUCUGAACUUGCUCAUGACACCCAGAGUAAAUAGAUUCAGAUUCAGAACCUUCUGAGAAAUAACCCAAAGAAAAUUUGUUACCCAGCCAAUUCUUCAAAAACUUAGUAUCAAAAUAUAUCUUUUCAAGAAGAAAAUCAUUAGAGAGAAGAAUGUGGAGGGGAGAGAAAUGAGUUUCUCAUUGAUAUGAUAUUUUGUUAGCCAUUUCAUUUUGAAUUAUUCAAGCCUUGGUUAAUAUUGUAUUCUAUUUUUAUAACUAUUUCACCAUGAGAUUAGGUCAUUGGGUUACUUAGAUAUUUAUUUUUACACAGUUAUUAGUCUUCAGAUAGUUUUGUUUUACUUCAGAUGAUUUUAGUUUUUAUCAGUAUAAUUUUAAAUCAUGUUUUUCUUGGUCAUCUCUUUGUGUAUAUUGUAUAAUUGGAUUUUCAUUGACUGCAAGUGGAGUGUUUGCCACUCCAUUAAGUACUCAGUACUAUAGUGGCUUGUUUUCAAAUAAGUCCCAGGUACACAUUUAGGGAGUCUUUGCUGGCCACCAGAUGUACCUUUCUGAAUAUAGAUUCUGUCAGGACAGCAGGUCCCCUGAUCUAAGAAUUUUCCCCAAAGUUUGCUCCAAAAAUGUUGUUGUUUUGUUGUUCACUAUAUUGCACUUAGUUAAAAAAAUAAUAAUAACGUCAAAGAUGAGAGCCGUUUUUUAAAGGAUCUUUUCAUAUACCCAAUUCCCUUAUUUUCAGAUGUCCCAUUAAUUUUAUAUAUGAAAGCUUCAAGUAAAAGUGUGUAUGCCUUUCUACUGUCAGAACAGGAUGGAUGCAGCCUGGGGCGGAUUUAUUUAAGAUAAAAAUGGUGCAGACUCACCAUUCACAUCAUAGGUGAAAAAUAUAAAAACAAAAUGGUUUCAACUAAAACCACCAAGAUCUUUUAGAGAUGUUUUCACCUUUGGUGGUGGUACAGGAAAAGAGAAGAAUUCAGCUGGAGUGAAUUCUAGAAGUAGAUAUCAGAAAAGGGGCAUGAAGAACAGGGGAACUGGGUGGCACCAGACUCCUAAAGAAGUGAGUUAAUUUUCCUUCCCUUCCAUUCAGAUUCAUGCCACGGCUCCAUGUCUUCAGUAUGUGUAAGAGGUGAGAAGUUCUUUCUUCAGCCAGGGGCGAUGGCUCACACCUUUAAUCCCAAUGCUUUGGGAGGCCAAGGUGGGAGGAUCAUUUGUGCCCAGGGGUUCAAGGCUGCAGUGAACCAUGAUUGCACCACUGCACUCCAGCCUGAGUGACAGAGCAAGACCCUAUCUCUAAAAAUAUAUAUAAAAGUCAAACUAAAGAGCUUCUUGCCCAAACCCGAAUUACCCCAAUUUGCUGAGUGACUUUGAGAAAAAUCAGACUGUUUAGUUCAGUCUGGAUGAGAAGUUUGCGAUUGCUUUCCACCAGAAUGAGCAAUGGUGACAGCUGCAAGGUACUUGUAUUUGUUCAUGAAAGAAUGACAAUUUUAAAAAUGUAAUUAAACAUAAUGGAAUGUUUUGAACUGCUGGGCACUGAAACUGACAAAAAGGAGGCUUUAUUGAACAUUGCCCUUUUUCAGUUGGUUCAAAGUUCAGCACUGUGGUUAUCAUUGGUGAUGCCAGAAAACAUUAGUAGACUUUGACAAUUGCUUUGGCAGUUUCUAAACAGAGCUUUUUUCUAUACACUAUUUGCAACUGGAGUGCAAUAUUGUAUAUUCUGUAUUAAAGAAAUAAAGUAUUUUUAUCAUUUAUUAA